Paraglomus brasilianum is the source of this 969-nucleotide messenger RNA. The record is from the annotation of a GenBank genome assembly. NCBI's taxonomy places the organism in Eukaryota, Fungi, Glomeromycota, Glomeromycetes, Paraglomerales, Paraglomeraceae.
AUGUCGAAACAUACACCAAAUACCAAGUUUCCCAAGGACCUCUCAUCCCCCAACAAGGAGCUAGAGGACGUACCAUUCGCAAGAAUAUCGAAGACAAUCAUAAACAAAAUCCCAGAUCACCCUGACACAUUCCUACCAGUCGCGACACUACAACGACCGGUUGAUAAAAGACGUAGUGGAAGACUCGACGAAAAGUAUUCUGAUACGCACCAAGAAAUAACAAACCUAGUCACAGAAUGCCUCCCUACAUCGCCCUCUUUAUCUUCUUCAUCAUCUCACCCGCCUCCAAACUAUAGCCAAUACCAACAAAAUCUGGGAAAGUCAUUUAAAACUUUAUUGCGAAAUAAACAGCCCGAGAUAUUUGAACUCGGUUGGGAGGAAAUAAGGGCCAGAGAAGAGGAAUCUAUCUCGAAUGAUGAACAGUGUCUUUCUUUGCCCGUUCAUCCCACACAACCAUAUCGAUGGAGAUCUCCUAAUAAUUCCGCAUCUGCAGCCCCUCUACACAAUAAUUUGACUUCCAUAAAUUCUCAAAUGUUCAGCCAAACGCGUUCCCAAACACCCGUGCGAUUUUCUUCACAAUUAUUCUCUUCAAACGAUGAAACGGCACAGCAACCAUCCACACAUACAUAUACGCGGGGUAGAAUUAUGCAUGGGUGGAGAACGGAGAUCUGGGAGAGAAUGUUGGAAAAUACGGAAAAAAAUAAACCUAUUCAACAUUUUGGUUGUAAAGACCACAACGAGAGCGAAACGGGAAGUGAUUGGAGUGACUGGAGUGACUGGAGUUGGAUUUAUCUGGACGAAAAAGAUAAAGUGCGCAUACUUGUACAGGAAUUUUCAUUUUCCUUCCAGUCAUCUCCAUCGUCAAAUAUUUAUACGCGGCAGAUGGUGGUGAAAAACCUCACCUUUGAUGACGUUGCAAAGACGUCAUCAGAGGUAGAAAGUAGAGGGGAAGAUAGUAGUAGUGAGUAG